Messenger RNA from Ilex paraguariensis (yerba mate), 640 nucleotides. Lineage: Eukaryota; Viridiplantae; Streptophyta; Magnoliopsida; Aquifoliales; Aquifoliaceae. The record is from the annotation of a GenBank genome assembly.
GCCGCUCCACCCCCAUCCACAACUUCCCACCGGAGCGUCAGAGAGAGAGAGAGAGAGAAAUGACGACCCGCUUCAAGAAGAACCGCAAGAAGCGAGGCCACGUGAGCGCCGGUCACGGCCGUAUCGGAAAGCACCGGAAACAUCCCGGAGGUCGCGGUAACGCCGGAGGUAUGCACCACCACCGAAUCCUCUUCGACAAGUACCAUCCAGGUUACUUCGGGAAGGUCGGCAUGAGGUAUUUCCACAAGCUUCGCAACAAGUUCUUCUGCCCCACCGUCAACAUCGACAAGCUCUGGUCGAUGGUCCCUCAGGACGUGAAGGACAAGGCCAACAAAACCAAUGCUCCGAUGAUCGAUGUGACCCAGUUUGGGUACUUCAAGGUUCUUGGAAAGGGAGUUUUGCCAUGUGAUCAGCCGGUUGUGGUGAAGGCGAAGCUCAUUUCGAAGAUCGCUGAGAAGAAGAUUAAGGAGGCCGGUGGUGCUGUUGUACUCACCGCUUAGGUUUGUUUUCUUGUUAUUUGAUUUUGUUAAUUUGGAAAUUGAAGGUUUACUGUGUUUUGAUGGUUAAUGUGGACCCUGUAGUACUGGAGUUUUGUUUUGGAGAUGCUAUGUUUUGGCUUUAAUUAAUAUCAACUUCAUUU